This is a messenger RNA of Biomphalaria glabrata, 8288 nucleotides long. Its product is annotated as engulfment and cell motility protein 1-like. Lineage: Eukaryota; Metazoa; Mollusca; Gastropoda; Planorbidae. The record is from RefSeq and is a predicted model, not a curated record. Gene Ontology annotation, cellular component: plasma membrane. Gene Ontology annotation, biological process: actin filament organization; cell motility. The transcript has 24 exons. Bases 221 to 2446 code for a protein of 741 amino acids.
AAAUAGAAAUCCCGGAAGUAAGAUGAGAUUUUCCUUGUUUACAAAGCUUAGAAGAAGUCAAAUACAUUGACAUCUACAGAAGCUAAAAAGGAUUUACUGGCAAGUUUGGAUCAUAUGAUUUCAUGGCGCAGAGCCUUCGGAUGUUCCAGGUGUUAGCGGCAAUAACUAUUUUUGUUUAACAGUCGAACACUUUUAAAUUACGGCUAGCAAAUCAAACAGCAUGGCUGGCCCUAGUGGAAGAGCCAGCAUUGUGCCUGGUUCUAAUGCUGCCAGGACACAUUUGCCACCCACACCUAAGAAGCCAAGCAUGAACAUUAGGAAAGUGGCUGUGCUGAUGCCAGACAGCAGAGAGGCAGCUCAGCUCAUUGAGCUGGACCAGACUAUAGACUUAGAUGCCAUUAUUCAAGAAAUAACAGAAAAAUGGCACUUGGAAGAUCCUAAAUCCUUUGCUCUUAGAUUCAAUGAAGCUAAUCAGAAAAUGUAUAUAACAGAAAAGAAUCGAAAAGAUAUUAGAGAUGGUCAAGUUUUAAAUUUGACACCAUCAGCUCAUCUUACAGCCAAAUUGAUCAAAGCUGCUUUGAGUGGUGAGCAGUUGUCAGACAAAACUGAAGCUUUGAGGAAGCUCACCUUCCUCUCGUCUGACAUCACCUUCGCUGAAGAGUUUGUCAGGUUGGAUGGGCACAAAUUUCUCAUUGAAAAUAUCACAAGUGGGAAAUUUAAAGGUGACCCACUGACCAAUACCUUGCAGUCAUUUGUUCUUAUAAUGGACCAUAAUAUUGUUAGCUGGGAAAUGUUGGAGCCUGAAUUUAUCAAGAGAGUUGCAGAUUGUGUAAAUAUUACUGCCAAUGCUGACACCACAUGCCUUCAGUUUGCUUUGGACAUUCUCAAGUCAGUUGUACUUAACUGCUCUUCUAGGCAGUAUGUCAUUGAACAGACAGUGACACCAGUAAAUGUAACUCCACAUUUAGAGAGUAAAAGUGCAGAUGUACAGAAGAAUGCUAUCGCUCUAAUCAAUGCUUUGUUCAUGAAAGCUGAUGAUGUCAAGCGAAAAAAAAUAGCAGAAACUCUUCAGACACAAAGAAUGAGAAAUAAUAUACUCAGCAAUGUUAUCCGAGGUCAGAAUGUUGGUGCUGGCAUGGCCCAUGAACUCUAUGUACUCCAGACCUUGCUGCUAAAUCUGAAUGAGGAAAGGAUGAGGAAAUCUGUGGAUAUACAUGACCAUGCAAUUCUUAGAGAGAUAGAUGAAUUGCGUAGAAUUGCCUUUGAUGUAGAAGGAGACCCAAAUAUAAACACAGUCAGAAAAACACAAAACUCUGCUCAAGAUUAUAAAAAAAUGGGAUUUGAGAAUAUCAACAAUCCAAUAGAAGAUUUUGUAGCUGCUCCACCUGGUGUAUUAUCAUUAGAUGUCAUGUUAUACUUUGCCCGUAACCACGGGGAAAGCUAUAUGAAAGUCAUUGUCGAGAACUCAACAAGGCAAGACGACCAUGACUGUCCUUUUGUACAGGCAAGCAAGAUGUUGACUAAAAUUUUAUGUGAAAUUCUGAAAAUCGGCGAGGCUCCAUCAGAAGAUGGGGAGACCUACUACAGUAUGUUCUUUACACAUGACAAGCCAUUUGAAGAGUUCUUCUGUAUUUGUAUACAGUUGUUGAACAAGACCUGGAGAGAAAUGAAAGCUACGUCGGAUGACUUUCAAAAGGUGCUGGAUGUUGUACGGGAACAAAUUAUUAGGAUAUUGGAUCAGCUGCCAACUUCUCUGGAGACAUUUCGCACCAAAAUCAACUCCCUGACCUACGCACAAAUUAACAAGUUAUGGGAGAAUGAGAGGCUUUUGAGGGAAGGUCAAGGGGCCCAGCUCAAGCCAAUCAUAGAAUUGAGAGAAAAGAUCAAGCCUGAGAUUAUGGACCUCAUUAAACAACAGAGAAUCAAAUAUUUGAUGGGUGGCAGCAGAUUUGCCAAGUACAACAAAGGCGGACGAAUUCGAGAUAAAUUCUGGUACUGGAAACUAGCUCCUAACCAGAAGGCUCUGCUGUAUGGGGAAUGUGAUGAAAAUCUAACUCCACAGCUAGAAGAGCUACCCAACAAAUUACUGAUAUCAGAUAUACAGAAAGUUUUGACUGGAAAAGAUUGUCCUCAUGCCAACUCUAAAACAAGUAAAACCAAACUGCCAGCUAUGAAUGUGGCCUUCUCAUUCAAGUGUGAGCAGGAUGUUGAACCUUUCUGCUUCAUGGCUGCCUCUGAGAAUGAAUAUGACAUGUGGACAGAUGGAGUCAACUGUUUGAUUGGUUCUGAGAUGACCAGCACUCAAGUCACGAAAGAUCUGGAAACUCUCCUCUCCAUGGAAAUCAAAAUGAGAAUGCUGGACACAGAGGGCGUAACGAUACCGGCUGAGGCUCCGCCCAUACCCCCACCUCCAGCCAAUUAUAAUUUUGCUUACCUCAAUUUGUGACCUAAAUAACUUGCAGCGCAAUUUCUCAUUGACUUUAAUUAAUAAACAAAAGGCAUUGCAUCUCUUUGACUAAACGAUUCAUCUACAUUGUGUUGGCUAUUUUCUAGACCUUGGAUUUGAUUGAAUGGAAUUGAAAACCUGCUGGUCAGGAGAACAUUUCUUAGAUUGAAACUCUUUUCCGAAAUCUAGCUAUAAUUUUUUAAUUGAAUAAUGUAAACUUUUAUUUUCAAACAACAAUAUAUUUUUCAAUUAUUGCAACAAAGUAACAUGUAAUGUUAUUAAUGAUAAUGGCACCAAACAUUGAAGACAAUUUAAAAAAAAAUCAAUAUAGUUUUUGUGUGUAGUUCUAAUAGAGUCACCAUUUGGCCUUAAUAGAUAUUUAUACAUAAAUAUGGGUUUAAUUUUUCUAUUAGGUCUGAAUGUGUUAGUGCCUUAAGAUUGCAAACAAAUACUGGAAGAGAAUUUUUGUUUACAUACUGUGUAGAAUAGAGCCCAAGAUUCUGAGUGCAAAAACAAAACAAAGAACUUGUUAGUAUUGUGAAGUAAUUUGUUUUUUUCUUUAGUUUCUGUUUGAUUAGCUAAGCUUAAGUUUAAAAUCAAGAUCCCCAAAAAUGUAAAUAAAUGUCCAUUAUCCAAACUAUGCAGAUGCUGUGAAAGUAGUAGAAAGCAUGUGUUCAGUGUAGUUUUAAAUAAUGUGAGGAUGUAGUCUUGUUACUCUUGCAUCUAUACUGUUGACGUUUAGUGACCAACAAAGAUUUAUUUAAUCUUAGUUUAGGUUUCUAUUAGUUUCUGGAUGGCUACCUGGUCAUGUGGUAUGCAUGGACUGUUGUUUUGAUGGUCCUGAAUUUGAAUUCUGCCCCUCCUCUUGUGGUCUUGUUGGACGUUUGGGCAAGGAUCUAAUAAUCUUCAAACUCAGAAGGAACAUCUGAACUGAAACGUGUAAAAUAAACAGAACAAAUGAAUCAUGCUUAGUACAAGAGUUUUGUCCCUAUUUAGAAUGGAGCUCAAUGUUGCCUUGUGACUCUCGAUGCAAAAGAUGUUCAAAAAUGAUUUUGUUGUUUGAACUGAAGGUGGUUCAUUGUCUCUCUUCAGGUACCAGUAGUUACAUUUUAAUAAAGACACAGGUGGUUCAUUGUCUCUCUUCAGGUACCAGUAGUUACAUUUUUAAAAAAUCAUAAUUUUUAAGCUGAUUAUGUUGCAAAGCCAAAUAUCUUUGAAAUUCCUUAUUUCCUUGUAACAUAAUUUAUGUCAAGAUGUUCAAAGCCUUGACUUGAUAUUGUGUUAAGACAUUGACCAACUCUCAUGUCAAUGUUUGUGUCAUUGAGCAUUUAGAGAAGUCAAGAAAAACAAAAGUUUGCACUGACCCAAAUGUUGUUGAUCAAUUGUUUUUGUAUUUGAUUUAAUAUAUACUGCAAGAUCAAUUGUUUUGUAUCUGAUUUAAUAUACACAAGAUCAAUUGUUUUUGUAUUUGAUUUAAUACAUACAUACAACUGGAGAACUGAGAAAUGGUUAUUUUAUUAAAUAAGAUCUAUUAUACUCUAAUAAUACAAUGCAGAUUUAUUCUUGAGUGUGUGUAGCAUACAGCUUAGCAUUGCUGCUUUGUAUAGCAAGCUGAUUAGCUGUUGCAUUGUUUUCACUGCACAUCCUUUAUAAUAUCAAGAGAUGACCACCCAAGUGCAUUUAAAGCAUCAUCAUCAUCAUAUGUAUUGAUAUCCCAUCAGCCACUGUGCUGCAUUGAACUUCCUAACAGCCUAAGUUUUACAAACAUUAUUUUAUACAGGUCAUGCUUAGCCUAUAAGAGCAACUGUUUGUUUUUUUUCUCAAUUAUGCAAAAUAUUUUAUUCAAGAUCAAAAUGUUUAAAAAAUUUUAAAUCUUGCUUGUAUCAGAACUUGUCAUUUCCAGUUGUAUUUCUUUAAAUAAUUUGUAUGUUAUUUCUAUUUCAUAUAUACAUAAACAUUUAAGGAUGAUUUUAUAGAGAUAUGUUAUAAACAACCAAAUAGACAUAGAUGUGGUUUCCUAGUAUAUAUUUCAAUUUGAUAUCUAGAAGCCUAGCAAUAAAUUUGAAUUAAAAUAUAACAUUUAAUUAGUGUGGCUCAAUAUCUGGGUCAUUCAAUUUUCCAUUUACCUCAUUGAUUAUGAAUCCUGUCCUAAGGCUAUAAUGGACAUUUUAGUGUGAUGGGAGAGAGUCUUAUUGAGUAAGACUUGUAGAGAUCUAAAGAGCCAAAAGUAUUUCUCUCCUUUUUGAUAGAAGGCUGUAAGAACAGUUGUAUUCCAGAUGUUAGACAUGAAAUAGUUGUUCUCAGUAUUGCAGACUUACUGUGUUUGAAAGGCUUCAACUCAAGGGGACAUGCAACUUAUUGAAUUGGUUGGCUUCAUACUUUUUGCUGUAAAUGUAAAUUCUUGUUUGAUCUUUGUGUUUAACUUGGUGUCGUUGUCUUAGAAUUAUUGACUGGAAAUAUACACUGUCGAACUGAAUAAGAUUUUCUUGAAAAAAAAAUAGAUCAGUUUAUUUUAUGUUAGUUUUAAAAAUAGGUUUUAAAUUAUCCAUAUCAAAACCUAUUGUAUUGAUUGUCAAGUCCCCACCUAAAUCUAUCUGAAGUAUCCAAUGUUGAGUAGAACUUUCUCACUGCUACUGGCACUGAAAUAAAAAUGAGAGAUUCAAUGCAACCAUUUGUGGUAGCACAAAGUGUCAGUGUAUUUGGAUUGAAAGGCAAGUGGCUGUUUAGGCACUGAAGUGUUUAUUAUCAACAGGUGCUUGAAUGGAAAUGUUUGAACACUAAUCCACUGUUGAUCUUUUAUUGUGAUGCAUGAGAAAGCUUUGCUGAUGAUGUAGCCCUGUACAAACAUCUGGUGAAUGUUAAAUCUAGAGUAAGGCCAGAGAAUCUUGUUAUUAAAUUCAAUUUUAAGAAAACUUUAUGCGUAAGUGUGCUUGUACAUAGAGCUUUCAUUGUCUUUGGCUGCUAAGUCACAUAGCUUCCUGUUCAACGCCCUGUCUUCAGCUUCUUUCUAUCCAAGAAGUUGUUUAGCAAUGUCCUUCUUGUCUAAGAGCUUUGUUAUUGAAUGUAGUAUAGCUUUGAGUCUUUUGAUCAAGCAUUUGGUGUUACGCUUUGAUGUAUUAAGUCUGUUAAAAGUUUUGACAUCAAGCCUUCCAAUAUCAUGAAUAUUCCAUUAAGUGACCUAUGGAAUUAAAUUUUCACUAUACUGAAUUUUGUACCUCGGCAGAGCUUAGAAUAACCUGUGAAAUUUGAAGCACAGUUAACAAAAGGUUCAGUACUUUGUUUUUUUAAUCCAUUGCUGUCAGAAGCAGGAGAGAGGUUUGUUUGGCUUAAACUUAACUAGAUUACUUGUUUUCAUGUAUGCAUUGAACCAGCCGCCCAGAGAAGAGUGUCAUUGUUUGUUGAUAUAUGUCACAUUUAAAUUCUUUGUCACAAUUGUGAUCACCUACUACAUUGCUGGAUAAGUGUUACCUUACACUCACUGUUAUAUAUAUAUUUUUUUUACAUUUAUAGCUUACUCAGCUUUGGUCUUCCUUGACAUUCCAUGCCAUUGGGUUGUUCCCCUUGAUAGAAAGAUCUUGUAUAUUAGGAGGUGACAUUGCCAUAAGACACCAUUUUAAUAUGGUUUCCUUUUUUUUUAUAACACAUAAUGUGACCUUGAUAUUUUCUAUGUGGUUUAUGCAUGAAGUGCUGUUACACAACAAUUGAUAUAUAUAUAUUUAUGAUGUGUUUAUGUCAUGAAGUGCUGUUACACAACAAUUUAUAUAUAUAUUUAUGAUGUGUUUAGGUCAACUGGAUAGCCGUGUUAUUGAAAAGCUUACCUUGUUCAUCUUCUAUUGAUUAUUGAUCAUUCAUUGUAACUCAGUGAAGGAUAUUCCUUUUUAGGUGUCCGCAUUUAGAUUUAGAAAUGUAUAUUUAUAUUUAGUCAAUUUAGUUACAUUCUAUUUUUACUUAAUUACUGAAGCUUAUAUUACUUUACAGCUUUAAACUAAGUAAAAAGAUAUUGCUUGGAUAAAAUUAAAAUUAGUUUUUUUAUAAAAGAAAUAUUGACCUUCAUUCUAAGGAUUCUGUAGAUUUUUAUAUUGACAGUGUUUAAGCCUCUUGUUGUUUUUUGUUCACACUUUGAUUUUAGUGUGAUGAGUAUGGUCUCAAAUUUACAGCAGGUCUGCAGGAGAAUUAUUUGUCCUUUGUCUAGUGUAGUUUGACUACACAUCAGGCCAUUGGAUACAUGACUGGCCAAGGGAUUUUUAAGAUAUAGAUCUAUUAUAUCAUUAAUAUUAUCAUAACUUGGUAUUCAGUUUAUGUGGUAUUAAUGACGAUAUGCCCAAAAGCAGCAGUACAAAAUAUAAAAACCUACAAAAGCUAUGAUUAGAAUAUAAAUAGUUUUGUUAAUAGUAUCAUAGUUUCAUGUUGUAUCGGUCCCUGUGUCUUGCUAUACAUCAAUAAAUCAAUAGAACAAAAGGAAGGAACCAAUAUUGGUCAGCAUGAAUUAGGUGAGUCGCUCAAAUGAGUUCAACAUCAGCUCACUGUCAAACUAUGAUUAAUAUAUCAGGCAGCUUAACUUGAUACAAACACAUUUGUCUUUAUUUAUGCUAAUAUAUAAAUAUUUUAAAAUUAGCACUGUGCUUAUUGUGUUUUUUUUCCUUUAUUCAAAGUUUACAUGCUCAGUUUAAAGGUUAACAAUUUAGACUAUUACACACCAUUUCUAAUAAUAGAUGCAUAAGUGGCUUCUCUCUGACUGUACUACUUAAACUUGUUGACUUUGUGUACAUCUAAAUACUCAUGUUCACUUUCAUCCCUGUGUAUUGCUGAUACAUUGCUCACUUUCCUUUUACAGUUCAUUCUAAUGUUUAGUCUGGGUUUAUUUUAGUUGUUUUAAUGUCAUAAUCUCAGUUGAGAUUGCACACUGACCCACACAAUGUAUAGAAUACAGAAUAAGCAAUAACCUUAUUUUUUUCCCAUUCAAUAUUCAUCAAAUCAUUGUAUCAAUAAUGUAAACCUAACUCUAAACCUCUCUUUACAAUGAAUAGCUUUGUAAACACAUUUUCUGAUUUCACUUCACUACAGUGUAAACCAAUAGCAGAUCAGAGUCACUGAAUAGAAUGAGGUGAUGUAAUAUAUUCGAUGUUGUUUUCAUUCUGUGGAGUCAUGGGACUAGUCUACUUUGUUUUAUUUGUGGGUGCAUUUUGAGUUUUUCUUGUAUUCCAUUAUAUACACUGAGAGUGUAGUAAUAUGUUGUUGUUUUUUUAUAUCUUAUUAAGUAUUUGAUUUUAGUGUACAGUUUUAUUGUCCUUAAGUAUAAAGGACAAUUAUUAGUUGUUUUAAUGCUAAAAAAAAAAUACGAAAAAAAAAAUCAUGUUUAAAUAGGAAAUAUAUAUAUAUUUUUGUUUUACUGGUUUAUUUCCAAAUGGAGCACCCCAAAACAAUGUUUUGUCUGAGUUAGUUAGUAUAUUUGAUGACUUUUUACAAAUUCUUUUUAUAUUUUUUCAUUAAUGAAUGUUUUUUGAAUUGCAUAAAAUUAUAUGCAUGGUCACCAGUUUUCUAUUUUGACAUUUGGUUACAAUUGUGUACAUUGGCUUGUUGUACAGUCUGGCUUAUUUCAUUUGUCACAUAGCUUAUGUAAAUAAUCUCUUUGAUAGUAACCAAUUUCUUCUUGAUUUAAUUUGAUGGCGACUUGUUGCCUCGUCUUCAAAUAAUUGUUCUGUUUGUUGCUGACAUAAAAAUAUAAGACUAAUGUGGGCAUGGAGUAAGUCUCUUCUGCAUAUUAUCAUAGCUUGACAUGAUUAAACCUGCAAGGAAUACAUUCACUAAAUACAUUUAAAUAUAGUUCAAUAUUCUUGCAUAA